Molecule: messenger RNA, 1304 nt
Organism: Piliocolobus tephrosceles (Ugandan red Colobus)
Lineage: Eukaryota; Metazoa; Chordata; Mammalia; Primates; Cercopithecidae
Source: RefSeq, a predicted model, not a curated record
GGGCCCCUCCCCGCUCCCGCCUCCUCCUGGCAACCCUUUGCGCGGCUCCGGCCCUGGCGACCCGCAACAGUCUCUCCACUUGCUGCCUCCUCGCAAAGGCGCAUCUCUAGGCCAGUGGUAAGCUGCGGCGGGGUCGCUGCAACUCGCGCCAGGACUCGGGACUCUGGCCUUGGUGCGCCCCGCGGAGCCCUCGAUGUGUCGCCUGCAGGCUCUUUUUUUUUUUUUUUUUUUUGAAGAAAGCAGGGAAGCAAUGGCCAUGUGAGACGACUCCAGGAGCAAAGAGCGACCCUCACAAAGUCCAAGUCCUUCCAGAGCACAGGGAAACUGUCGCUUCAGACCGAAGAAGGGAGAGAAAGCAACCUCCCUUAUCUUUCUGGUGGUCUAGUGGCUAGGAUUCGAGUUUUCACCGCUGCGGCCCCGGUUCGAUUCCCGGUCAGGGAAUUGUUUUGUACUGGCCGCCUUCCCGCGGGAAUCUUCCUUUAUUACACUGUCAGCCGGCCUGCUCCAAGGGCCAGAUGCAGAACAGCCUCCGCAGCGAGGGGCAAACCCGGGCGAAGUAGGGCAAGUCGUGGUGGACCACCUCUCACCACACACUGCUCCUAUUUAUGUCCGUGUCCGUCAUCCGCAGACGCGGCUUUAGAGAGCGACUGAGCGUCUCGCUCAGGUGUACACAACAGUGCAGAGAUGCCAGUCCCCGUGGAGGUGCACCCAAUAAGCCCACCCUCUUUGCCACCGCCGCCACGAGGCGCCUAUCUGGCCGAGGAUGCGAAUAAUUAAGAGAGAGGCCAAGCCAAGUCGUGGCGUUUGUGUGUGCCCUGGACACGAGCACCGGCCCGUCAGCGGAGUCUCCUCACCCCCGUUCGCAGCUAACGUUCGCACCUUAGGCCUUCGGAAGAGGCGACUGGAGGCGAUGCCUGCGAGGUUGGGAGAAGGGGGAGAGACUGGUCACGAAGGGGGUUCUCCCAGAGUGAAGCUUCUUCAUCGCACUCUAGAGUUGCUGAUGCCUGUGAUUUCCUCAAUGUGGGAAAGGGUGUUUGUGCUAGAAGAGGGUUGCCCUCUUUACCUAACAUAAGGGGGUUCAAGACUGACAUCGCCUGACGCCCACCCAAAAAUGUUUACGUGGCUUCCUUGUCUCUUUUUUUCUGUUCUAAAGUCGCCUCAUCCUCACACCCCCUCAUUUUUUUCUUCCACACUGGAGAGUAUCUCUCCCUCUAAUUAAAAGUUCCACCAAAUAUUUGAAAUAUCUCAACCAGAAAGACUACAAUGAAUACAUUAUUUCAUUCGUGGAAGCUACAGACCAGCUA